This is a messenger RNA of Musca vetustissima, 1521 nucleotides long. RefSeq names its product probable cytochrome P450 303a1 (gene Cyp303a1). Gene Ontology annotation, molecular function: monooxygenase activity; iron ion binding; oxidoreductase activity, acting on paired donors, with incorporation or reduction of molecular oxygen. Bases 10 to 1521 code for a protein of 503 amino acids. The record is from RefSeq and is a predicted model, not a curated record. The transcript has a single exon. Lineage: Eukaryota; Metazoa; Arthropoda; Insecta; Diptera; Muscidae.
UUGGUCACAAUGUUUUAUGCCGUUACAUUUUUCACCAUCCUGAUCCUAUUGUUCCUUAUAUGGGAUGUACGCAAACCUCGACGCUUUCCACCCGGCCCUAAAUGGUAUCCCAUUGUUGGCUGUGCCCUACAAAUUUCCCAAUUACGUGCCAAGCAUGGCAUGUUCUGUAAGGUCAUUGAUGAACUCUCCAGACUCUAUGUAAAUCCGUAUGGCCUAUAUGGUCUGAAAAUUGGCAAGGAUAAAGUGGUGAUUGCCUACUACAAUGAUACGAUACAGGAAAUGAUGACCAAUGAAGAUUUGGAUGGCAAACCGGAUGGUAUAUUUUAUCGUAUGCGUACCUUUAAUUCCAAAAAAGGUAUACUUGUCACCGAUGAAGAAUUGUGGGUGGAACAGAGACGUUUUAUUCUCAGGCACUUGAAAGAUUUUGGUUUUGCCCGCAGUGGCAUGAUACAUGGCAUCCAGCAGGAGGCUGAAUAUCUAUUGGAAGAUUUAAAGGAUAUUGUACGAGAUCAGGGAGGAAAGAGGGCUAAAGUCGCCAUGGUGAACCUAUUCACAGUCUAUGUCCUCAACAACUUGUGGUCCAUGAUGUCGGGAAAACGUUACGAUCGCAACAGUGAAGAAAUCAAUGAUUUGCUGCAAAUGUUUUUUGAAUUAUUUCAACAUGUGGAUAUGGUCGGGGCCAUGUUUAGCCAUUUCCCCUUUAUGCGUUAUAUUGCACCCAAUUAUUCCGGCUACAAUGCCUUUGUCGAGAAUCAUGAACGUAUUUAUAAUUUUCUACGCAAAGAAGUGCGGAUCCACAAGGAAACAUUUAAAAAUUAUGAUAUACCACGAGAUCUAAUGGAUAGUUACUUAAGAGAAUUGGAAAAUCCCGAUCGUAGACCAUCGUUCACCGAGGAACAAUUACUGGCAGUGUGUUUGGAUAUGUUUUUGGCCGGUUCGGAAACGACAAAUAAAAGUCUGGGCUUUGCAUUUCUUCAUAUGGUUCGUAAUCCCGAAAUACAGGAAAAAGCCUACAAUGAAAUUAAAGAAGUUGUGGGUCUUGAACGGCGACCGGAAUGGAAAGAUCGCAUUAAAUUACCAUAUUGUGAAGCUAUUGUCCUGGAGGGUGUACGCAUGUUUAUGGGCAAUACAUUUGGUAUACCACAUCGUGCUUUGAAAGAUACUCGCCUAUCAGGUUAUGAAAUACCCAAGGAUACAAUGGUCAUUGCCUGUUUUCGUGGUAUGCUAAUGAAUCCUGUACAUUUUCCCAAUCCACAACGUUUUAAUCCGGAAAGGUUUCUCGUUGACGGUUGUUUGAAGGUACCCGAAGCCUACAAUCCCUUUGGUUAUGGUCGCCAUCGUUGCAUGGGUGAUAUUUUGGGCCGUCAAACGAUGUUUAUGUUCAUAACAACGGUAUUGCAGAAUUUCCGUUUUGAAGCUCUGCCCGGACCACUGCCGGAUGAUGAACCUCUAGAUGGUGUAACAUCAUCAGUGAAACCCUAUAUGGCUUAUAUGGUGCCACGACAUGCUUUUAUAGAUUAA